Raphanus sativus (radish) is the source of this 598-nucleotide messenger RNA. RefSeq names its product protein NONRESPONDING TO OXYLIPINS 2, mitochondrial. Gene Ontology annotation, cellular component: mitochondrion. Lineage: Eukaryota; Viridiplantae; Streptophyta; Magnoliopsida; Brassicales; Brassicaceae. The record is from RefSeq and is a predicted model, not a curated record. Bases 69 to 365 code for a protein of 98 amino acids. The transcript is spliced from 3 exons.
ACCCUAAAAAAAAAAGUCAAGUCCGAUCGCAAUCUGAUUUGUUUUGGCUCCUCACUCCCUCCUUUCCGAUGGCGUCGUCCUCUAAAGUGUGCAGAUUAUCAACAAAGUUACACUCUUUAACCCAGAGGCUUAGCAAGACGAAUCUUCACGCCUCCUCCGUACCCUCUCCCAUCAAAUCUUCGUUACCAUCCUCACCCACUCCCCGUAUCAAUCCAUCUUUUACUAGAUUACCAGUGGAGCUGAGUAGCUGUGUGUCGCUGUUUCCGCUACACAGUGCUGUAGCAUCUGCUAGAUUGGUAUCAAGUUUGUCUGUUGAGUCUAUGAGCUGGGGUUUAGUUCCUCAAGGUAUCUCAAUGCCUUUAUGACAGUCUUUCAUCUUACAACAAGUUUCACCAGGAUGAUAAAAGACAUGAGAACAAAACUCUGGGAUGUAGCAUUUCUUUCUUAUAAUCUCUUAUUGAAUCCGAAAGAUCCUGAAUUUUUGUUACUAUGCUUUAAGUCUCGAGCUAUCUUUUUCGCCUAAUAUACAAUUCAUGGUUAUAACAAUUAAGUGUAUUCAGUGUCAUUUUGUUUGGCAAGAUCCUAGUUUUCAUGCAAA